Molecule: messenger RNA, 606 nt
Organism: Choloepus didactylus (southern two-toed sloth)
Lineage: Eukaryota; Metazoa; Chordata; Mammalia; Pilosa; Megalonychidae
Gene: MRPS18C
Product: mitochondrial ribosomal protein S18C
Exons: 6
Coding region: 128-556 (142 amino acids)
Biological process (GO): mitochondrial translation
Cellular component (GO): ribosome; mitochondrial small ribosomal subunit
Molecular function (GO): structural constituent of ribosome; small ribosomal subunit rRNA binding
Source: RefSeq, a predicted model, not a curated record
CGCCAGUUUCCCCAGCGUUCGUUCGCGGAACCUUUGAGAGGAGCACUUGGGCAAAUAGUGCAAGAAGACCGGAAGGAGCCGUCCGGAAGAUUUGGGAAGAGGAAAGGAAGAGGAAGGGCAGAGAACCAUGGCAGCUGUGGUUGCUGUUUGCAGUGCUUUAGGAAGGAAGAAGUUGACGGACUUGGUAACGACUGCCGUUUGCCUCACAGGUUCCGGGACUCACUCUGUGCUAUGGAGAAGAGGUUGUUCACAAUACAAACAGGUGACCAGCCAUGAGGACCUGCCCAUUCCAAUGGAAAAUCCUUAUAAAGAACCUCUUAAAAAAUGUAUCUUGUGUGGAAAACGUGUAGAUUAUAAGAAUGUACAGCUUUUGUCCCAGUUUAUUUCUCCAUUUACUGGAUGUAUUUAUGGAAGGCACAUAACAGGUCUUUGUGGAAAGAAACAGAAAGAAAUCACAAAAGCAAUUAAGAGGGCUCAGAUAAUGGGUUUCAUGCCAGUUACUUACAAGGAUCCUGCCUAUCUCAAAGACCCUAAAGUUUGUAACAUCAGAUAUUGAGAAUAAAUUAUAUAUAUAAGGUCAUUACCAAUAAACUUAUUUUACAGUAA